Molecule: messenger RNA, 780 nt
Organism: Aspergillus piperis CBS 112811
Lineage: Eukaryota; Fungi; Ascomycota; Eurotiomycetes; Eurotiales; Aspergillaceae
Exons: 1
Coding region: 399-563 (54 amino acids)
Source: RefSeq, a predicted model, not a curated record
UCUUCUAGUGUUGUCCCCUUCCUUUAAUUUUCCCCGUACUCUCUGCGCGCAAGCUACGGAUUGGAUACCAUAUCAUGCGACGGCAUGCCCUGCAUACAUUAGGCGCCUCGGAUCCUGGCGGGCUCAUUGGAGGAGAGCACACCGAUGUCACCGACCUCACCCAGUGAAGAGAAAGAGGGAAAUAGUGACUACUAACAGUCUAACACAAUCGAGAAGGGAGGGGGAAAAGGUUGACUUUGGGAACGGGAUGCGGGGCAGAAGCAACCACUCGGCCGGCCACACCAAAUCCUCGAAUGAUCGUAAGGGUGACUUCUCUGAGUUUUCCUAUUUGUUUCUACUAUCUACAUUCUGUGACCUCUUUGCCGAACAAGGGAUGAUGCGGAUGCGACAGCCCAACAAUGAAGGCAAAAGGCAUCCAGACCGACCUGCGCGUUCGUGAUGAUGUAUGCGGGCCAGGGCCUGCCUACCUACGUGGUACUUGCUUUACUCACACAGCGUACCUUGCCCACCGCCGAGGAACCAUGGAGGGGGGAGGAAAGGUGUGUGGUCGAUCAGAGCGUUGAAGUUGCUCGGACGAUGCGGUGACUAACUGCAAAGGAAUGGAACUACUGAGGUAAACCUGCACAGGAAAGACUAAUAGUGGCUCGAGAAACUUCCCGGUGGCGAUUGGAUCUGGACGCGACAACGCAGCAGCGAUCUGUCGAGGUGCGGAUCCUUGAGAUCCUAGCAUCGACAAGCCGUGAUGAUGCCGAUGAUGCUUGGACGUUGGGGGGAGAGGGU